AAUUGGGUUCAUAGCCAAAUUUAUGACUUUCAACUGUCACCAACCUUACAUUUUGCUAUAUAAACCCUAAGAAACUCAUUAGAAACCUCAACAACAUACAAGACGUUCCAUAGAAUCUAGAGAAAAAAGAGAGGAGAGAGAGAGAGAGAGAUGUCGAGAGUUUUAUCAGUCGUUUGUGUCCUGCUCGCUAUGUCGUUCAUCUAUGCACGUGCUCGUCAUGUGCCGGGAGUGUCUGAUGAGGGCACGACGUCGACACAUGACGAUACAGCAACAAUGCCCAUGCAUGCAAAAGCAGCUGAUCAGUUACCACCAAAGAGCCUCGGCGACAAAAAAUGCAUCGGAGGAGUCGCUGGAGUCGGUGGAUUCGCCGGUGUUGGUGGUGUUGCCGGCGUGGGAGGUCUAGGGAUGCCACUUAUCGGUGGUCUAGGUGGGAUCGGUAAAUAUGGUGGGAUAGGCGGUGCAGCUGGAAUCGGUGGAUUUCACGGUAUAGGCGGCGGGUUAGGCGGAGUAGGAGGCGGUGUAGGCGGCCUAGGUGGUGUAGGAGGCGGCGUUGGCGGUCUUGGUGGAGCAGGAGGUGGUUUAGGCGGUGUUGGCGGUGGUAUUGGUAAAGCAGGUGGUAUUGGUGGUUUAGGCGGUCUAGGUGGAGUUGGAGGUGGUGGUAUCGGCAAGGCAGGUGGUAUCGGUGUUGGUGGUGGUAUUGGAGGUGGACACGGAGUGGUCGGUGGUAUACUUGAUCCACAUCCCUGAUGAAGAAGAUAUAAAGCAAUUAGUAGAGAGAGAGCAUUUGUUGAUUAUGGUUUGGUUAAGGAAUAAUUAUUUAGGUCGGAUGUUAUUGUUGUUGUUUUUAUAAUUAGGUGAUCAUUAGUGUGACAUGUGAUCUAUUCUCUCGUUUCGGUUUUGAUUUUGUAAUGUUUGCUUCGAUGUCGGGUCUUACGUACGUUAUGUAAGGUGUAACUCUCUUGUGUUAAUCGUUUUGGUUUAUGAUGUUCUCUCCUUUCCUA
Camelina sativa (false flax) is the source of this 1001-nucleotide messenger RNA. RefSeq lists its product as uncharacterized. NCBI's taxonomy places the organism in Eukaryota, Viridiplantae, Streptophyta, Magnoliopsida, Brassicales, Brassicaceae. The record is from RefSeq and is a predicted model, not a curated record.